AUGGCCCUCCCGGCGCCGCUGGACGGCGGGUGGCAGGAGGUCUACUCGGCUCUGCAAUGGAUCCAGUUCACCAUGGCCUUGCUGAGUGUUAUAGGUUCCAGCUCCAUCAUUGCCUACGCCGUCUUCCAAAACGCCGUGCGGUCGCCCGAGGUUCGCCCUCUGUUCUACCUGAGCCUCUCGGACCUGCUCCUCAGCAUGUGCUGGCUGGCGGGGGCGCUUCUCUCCAGCACGCCCACGUCCCAGCAGGAUCUCGUCUGCUACAACCUGCAAGCGACGGGACAGAUAUUCUACGUGGCCUCUUUUCUGUACACUGUCAACUACACUUGGCAUCUGUACGUGGACCUAAAGAUGAAAUACAAUCAGAACCUUUACAGGACGUCUCCCCUGGUUGUAGAUUAUGCGAGUUACAUUGGCCGAGCAGCAACAAUCUUGUCCAGCCUGAUCCCUUUUCUUCUGAUGGUGCCCGUGUUUUGCCUGGGGAACAGCAGCAAUUGCUAUCAGAACUUCAGCCAGAAGCACGGAUGCCUCCUGAUGCACACAGAAAUAGCUGUGCCCCCAAACGAGCUCCUAACGCUGAGUGGCUCUGUUUGCCAUGUCAUGUAUUACUAUGGCAUUGGAGUCUUCCUCGUUUCCUUUCUGAUCAGCUUCACAGCCAUUCUGGUUAUCCUCGUUCAAGCCCGUGGUUUGUACAAAAGGUUUGUAAACUCCACAGGAUUCUUGGGAGACCAACAGUGGGCAAUGAUUAAGGUGGUGGAGCAACGAGUGGUUUUCUACCCCAUCGCGUUCUUCUGCUGCUGGGGCCCAGCUGUUCUUCUUGGAAUACUGAAGCUGAUAGUUUCAGCAAGCAACAAAGUCUACAUGGCUCUUUUUAUUCUACAGGCCCUGACAGCGGCUUCCCAGGGGCUCCUGAACUGCCUCGUGUAYGGCUGGACGCAGCACGUCUUGCUGUCCCUCAAGCGCAGCGCCUGCCGCGAUGUCGACACGCAGACCCCUCUCUUGCGCUCCCAGAAGAGGUUCUACGCCAGCACKCUCCCUGCCAGCCCCCCGGACACGGAGGUGCCCCCCACGUCCACCCUGCUGUGACAGGUUCCUGUGUGGCAAGAAGCUUGAGCAGCCUCCCAGUGGUGCCUUGUCUGGUUUCAGCAACAGCAGCCAGAAACGCUCCUGAUUUCCUUGCUCUGAACUGUUUCAUCAUCAACAAAGGUAAAUUUAAUGAAGGAAAAGCCCGAGCAGAUCUGUCAGAGACAGCUGCUUUUCAGGGUCGUUAUUUAUUUUUAGAGAUUUGUAUGGACUUUAAAUAGAUUCUAUAAAUGUGGUAAAUCUUUAAUACAGACUCUCUCCUUAUGGAAGUACCACUAGAAAUG
This is a messenger RNA of Nothoprocta perdicaria, 1364 nucleotides long. It is a transcript of the gene TMEM116, whose product is annotated as transmembrane protein 116. Gene Ontology annotation, biological process: adenylate cyclase-activating G protein-coupled receptor signaling pathway. Bases 1 to 1083 code for a protein of 360 amino acids. Gene Ontology annotation, cellular component: plasma membrane. Lineage: Eukaryota; Metazoa; Chordata; Aves; Tinamiformes; Tinamidae. The record is from RefSeq and is a predicted model, not a curated record. The transcript is spliced from 11 exons. Gene Ontology annotation, molecular function: G protein-coupled receptor activity.